Messenger RNA from Drosophila guanche, 3924 nucleotides. RefSeq names its product iroquois-class homeodomain protein IRX-4 (gene mirr). Gene Ontology annotation, cellular component: nucleus. The record is from RefSeq and is a predicted model, not a curated record. Lineage: Eukaryota; Metazoa; Arthropoda; Insecta; Diptera; Drosophilidae. The coding region runs from base 799 to 2730 and encodes 643 amino acids. Gene Ontology annotation, molecular function: RNA polymerase II cis-regulatory region sequence-specific DNA binding; DNA-binding transcription factor activity, RNA polymerase II-specific. The transcript is spliced from 5 exons. Gene Ontology annotation, biological process: neuron differentiation; cell development; regulation of transcription by RNA polymerase II.
UUUCGACUGUUACGCAGAUUGUUCGUAUCGUUCGUGUGCUGUGCCGACUGUGCUGUGCUGUGCUGUGCUGUGCCGCCCGUGCUUGUGCCCUGUGCCUGUGCCUGUGACUGCCUGCCGCUUGGGUUUCGUCUGCUGCGCGCCGUCGCUUCAGGUUGUGCUGCCUGUGUGCCUGUGUGCCUGACUGCCUGCCAGCUCCUCCGCAUUGGUUCGUAUUCCGACAACACACACGACUCUUCGGUCUGGUCUCCAAACUCCGGCUCCAACCCAUCAUCGUCGUCGUCUUCCGUUGCCGCCGCCGUCACACAGCCGUCGCGGAUUUGUGCAUCUCCACUAAGCCGUGCCCGUGCCCGUGUACGUGCCCGUGUACGUGCCCUGCCGUGCCGUGCCCCGUAGUACUGGAUUGCUAUUUGUGGCUGCAACUGAAACUGAAACUGUAACAACGCUCGAGCCGUCGGCAAAGUGUCUCGCCGCGCCCCCACACAGUGUGCAAAAACAUCCCACAACAAAUACUGAGACUCCGUCGCGCCAAUGUGCUAAAGCAAAAAAAACAACAAAAUAUUCAACCAUUAAAAGGCAAUUGUGAAAUAAUUAUACAUAAAUGAAAUCCCCACAAGUAUUCGACAUGCAAUCAGCUCACAGCUAAAGUUUACAACAAAACAAACAGCACCAACAAAAUCACUUAUCGAAUUAUUUGGCAGUGCGUUAGUUUGCCCGUGAAUUUGAGAGUUCUAGAUCUAGAUCGGGACUUCCAGAAUACUUUCAAGUUUAAGUUAAGAGCGAGUAAAAAAUAAAUAUUAAAUGACAGUGCACAGUAAUGAAACCGGUAUCUGUUUAGUAAUGAAUGCCGUUUCAACUCACCUUGCCACUUCAUCGCCCAACACACCUCCAACCAACGCGCCGUCGCAGACCCCUCCGUCGACGGUGGCGACACUAGCUUGCCCCGCCAACCAGCAGCCAUUGGGUACGCCCGUGUCCGGGCCCGGUCACAGUGGCAUGGUGACGUCUACGGUGCCGCAGGGAGCGCGCUCCACCUCGCCAUGCGGUGCGGCAGCGGGACUGCCGGCACUGCCCGUGCUCGGCCAGCCGCCACCGGGACAGCCGCACUCAUCCGGUCCACAGCCACCGCCCGCCUCUGCCAAUCCGAAUCGCUGCUGCGACACGGGUCGCACCAUCUACACGGAUCCCGUCAGUGGUCAGACGAUCUGUUCCUGCCAGUACGAUAUGCUCAACUACCAGCGGCUGGCGGCGGCGGGUGGCGUACCGCUCGGCGUCUACCCCGAGGGCAUGUCUGCAUACCUUUCGGGCAUUGCCGGCGAUCAACCUCCGUUCUACGCUAAUCCGGCUGGAAUCGAUCUGAAGGAGAACCUUGUGGCCGGCGCAUCACCCUGGCCAUAUCCAUCGAUGUAUCAUCCAUAUGAUGCGGCAUUCGCUGGCUAUCCAUUUAAUAGUUAUGGCAUGGACUUGAAUGGGGCUAGACGUAAGAAUGCGACCCGCGAGACAACAUCCACGCUGAAGGCCUGGCUGAACGAGCACAAGAAGAAUCCGUAUCCCACCAAGGGUGAGAAGAUAAUGCUGGCCAUCAUCACCAAGAUGACGCUCACCCAGGUGUCCACGUGGUUUGCCAAUGCGAGAAGAAGACUGAAAAAAGAAAACAAAAUGACGUGGGAGCCAAGGAAUCGUGUGGACGAUGAUGAUGCCAAUAUCGAUGAUGAUGAUGACAAGAAUACGGAAGAGAAUGAUUUGUUAGAUGCUAAAGAUUCUGGUGUGGGUUCUACAGAUGAUAAAGACCGUUCCGGACGCUUGGGUGAUAUGAUGACGGAUCGACCCGGCGAGAGCAACAACAGCGAGUGGUCCGAGUCGCGGCCUGGCUCGCCCAAUGGCUCACCCGAUCUGUAUGAUCGUCCAGGCAGCAUGCCGCCGGGCGCCCAUCCCCUGUUCCAUCCUGCGGCGUUGCAUCAUCACUUCCGCCCGCCGGCGGGCUCACCGCCAGACAUUGCCGCCUACCAUCACCAUCAGCAGCAACUGUUGCAGCAGCACCAGCAGGCGCAGCAGAACUCCCUGCAGACAGCCGUCGGGGGUACGGCGAAGCCGCGCAUUUGGUCGCUCGCCGACAUGGCCUCCAAGGACACCAGCAAAGAGUCCAGCUCGGCGCCCAAGGAUGGUCUGGACAGAGCAGAGCUGCCACCGUCGCAUCCGGGCUUCUAUGGCCACCCUAGUCAGCAGCCGUCGCCGGGCAAGAUCCUCUCCCCGCUGGCUGCCCGCAUGCCCAACUAUUCGCCGUAUGUGCGGCCCGACCUGUACCGCGGCUUCUACGGUCCGGCGGCGGCGCAUUUGAGUGCUCCCACGCAGGAGUUCCUCGAGCAUCAGCGCUCCUUCAACGCCAGUUUGGCGGCGCACAAUGGUCUCGGCAUGAAUCCGCUGCUGUGGAAGGCAGCCGUCUCGGGAGCGGCCAAUGGUCCGCACUUUGCACCACUCAGCCUGACGACGACGGGCGGUAUGGUCGGUGGGCCGCAGCAGCUGGCACCGCCGCCUGUGGCAUCGCCGUCGGCCUCCAGUUCGUCCUCAUCGAUGGGCUGUGACGUGGUGCACAUUCCCACAUCGAGCGGACAGUCGGCUGCCCAGAAUAUGAUGGGACCAAUUUCCAGUAACUCCACCGCCUCGUCAUCGUCCUCGCAGUCGGGCAAAAUAUCGCCGGGCGUGAAUGUGACUUCGCUGUGCGCAAAGCCAUGACCCCAAUCGUCACCAUGUGCGUCCCCAGAUCCGACGGCGAUGGUUAACCAUGGCGCAGCAGCGGGAGGAGUAGCCUCCCCAAUCUCUGCCUUUCGCUCCCUAAUUGCUUUUCGGGAGCAACAUCUGCAGCAGCAGACGCCAAAGCUGACGCUGCUGCGGCCAUAAUGGGGCUGUCGCUGAUCGCCUACUGAUCGCAGGAACCGGGCAAAGGAAAGGUAUCAUAAAUAAUACACUUUCGGACAAUAAUUUACAAUGUGAUUAUUCGGUAUUUUGAUUAAAGCCGCUUUAUACCAAAUAGCAAGCAACAAAAGAAAGAAAACCAGCUGAAACAUGGCGCGGUUCGGGCAUUUGGCAUUGAGAGAAAGAAACCCAAAUCCCAACCGCCGCUGCACCACCCUUCCUACCCCUGACGUUGUGCAAUUUUUUGUGGAGAACGAUAGUCCAAAAAUCAUUUGAAACUAAUUUAAUUUUAAUUAAAUACACACACACAAACCAACACACACACACACACACACUUAUGCAAUCAGAGCUUAUAGGAUGUAAAUUUUUGAGAAAAUAUAGCAGGGGGCGACCAUCAUCAAUGAGAAAAAAUAAAUAAACUACUCGACAAAACUAAAAAAAAAAACAUAACCAAAAGAAAGAAGGGAGUAAUAAAAAGAGACACCCCUUAGAACAGCUUAUAGAGGUGCACUUUCUACCCAUCUAUAACUGUCAGUUAAUCAAUUUUAUGAUUUUAAUUUGAGUUAGUUCUAAGCUUGGGCUUAGUUUUGGUGGCUAGCUCAUUGCGGAACUUCUAAAGGAAACCUGGCGGGUUAGGACAUAAAACAUAUCAACCAGAAGCGAUCACUUAUCAUCAGUCCAGAGUCCAGGGUCCAGUCCGAGAGCCCCGAGCCUUAACCCCAAGCCAAAUGUACACGAGCAAUCAUUGAUUUUUAGCAGCUGUUAUCGUAUUGUUUUUAUCGUCUUAAGUUUUUUGAAAAAAUUGUUCCUGUCGUUUGUAAACAUAAUUUAUUCUACUUAAUGUGUACCAUAAUUUUCGUCUGUAGUGUCUGUAAUUAUUUCCUAAACUAUAGAUCUAUGUACGAUGUACGAUGUACGAUGUACGAGUAUUCGAUGUACGUAUGUAUGCACAAGUUGUAAGUAUGUAAGCUCGCGUAAUUAUAGCUCCCUAAGCGUAUAGUGUAAAUUAGUAAA